CGGUGCUUCGGGUUGCAGUUGGACCGAAUUCUACCCUGUUCGGGACAGUCUGCAGAGAGAGGUCGCCAGGUGUCAGGGGCAUCCUACACCCAAGUGAGAAGGGAGGCACAGGGCGAGGCCAAGCUCGCCUCUGGUGGUCAGGGGGCCGCAUCCGCAUUAGUUGGGGUUCGGCGCGCCGGCAGGCCCCGCUCGCUAUGGGGGAGGUGGAGAUCUCCGCCCGAGCCUACGGGAAGAUGUGUCUGCACGCCUCUCGGUACCCACACGCUGCUGUCAACGGGUUGUUGCUGGCUCCCGCGACGCGAUCCGGAGAAUGCCUCUGCCUCACCGACUGUGUGCCCCUCUUCCACAGCCAUCUGGCCUUGUCGGUCAUGCUGGAGGUCGCGCUCAACCAGGUGGAUGUGUGGGGCGCGCAGGCCGGUCUGGUGGUAGCUGGGUACUACCAUGCCAAUGCGGUUUUGGAUGACCAGAGUUGGCUGCUCACUCCCCUGAUCUUCCCUCUACGCAGCCCUGGGCCUCUGGCCUUGAAAAUCGCUGGGCGGAUUGCAGAAUUCUUCCCCAGGGCAGUGCUCAUUAUGCUGGAUAAUAAGAAAUUGGUGACUCGGCCUCGUGUACCUCCAGUCAUUGUCCUGGAGAACCAGGGUCUUCAGUGGGUGCCCAAGGACAAGAACUUAGUGAUGUGGAGAGAUUGGGAGGAGUCACGACAGAUGGUGGGCGCACUGUUGGAGGGCCGGGCCCACCAGCAGCUUGUGGACUUUGACUGCCACCUUGAUGACAUUCGGCAGGACUGGACCAACCAGCGGCUCAACACUCAAAUCACUCAAUGGAGUGGUUCCACAGACAGAAAGGCCUAAACCAGAAGGGUCCAAAUACAAUAAAGACAUGGGCUGGU
Molecule: messenger RNA, 889 nt
Organism: Mus pahari (shrew mouse)
Lineage: Eukaryota; Metazoa; Chordata; Mammalia; Rodentia; Muridae
Gene: Emc9
Product: ER membrane protein complex subunit 9
Exons: 5
Coding region: 195-851 (218 amino acids)
Cellular component (GO): EMC complex
Source: RefSeq, a predicted model, not a curated record